AUGGGCUCGUUCAACACUUACAUCCUCGAGUUCCCGCCAGACUCGACGCCCGAAGACCGCGCGCUUCUGGUCACCGCGCUCUUCCAGAUUGAAUUCGCCAUGUUUGAGACGACGGCUUGCUUUGGGACGAACGCCAAAAACAAAUUUCAAGCGCCCAGCGGCGACGCGCGCUUGCUGAAAACACGACGCUAUAUUCAUACGCGUGGGGCCGCCAUCGAUUAG
Molecule: messenger RNA, 222 nt
Organism: Saprolegnia diclina VS20
Lineage: Eukaryota; Oomycota; Saprolegniomycetes; Saprolegniales; Saprolegniaceae
Exons: 2
Coding region: 1-222 (73 amino acids)
Source: RefSeq, a predicted model, not a curated record